AUGGCGUGGGUCAGAGUGCUAAGGGGGAGGGGGAGAGGAGCAGGGGAGGGGGGAAGCGGCGCCGCUGGCGACGCGACGCCCAGCGUCGGCAGUCCCGGCGUCGCUGCGCCCCAGCCAGGCGCUCACACAGGUGGGUGCCGCGCCGCGCCGCUCAGCUCCAGCUCGCCCCCUGAAUGCAACGACACCAUCGGUGUGCCCACAGGAUCGCUGAAUGCUGCAGACGGCGAGAUGGCCGGCCAGGGUCAACGCGGCACUAGCCCCGGCCGCUCCAAGAGGGGGCAGGGCCCCGCCUCCAGGGGCAGCUCUCCCGGCAACAGCACCGGCGGCUCGCUGCCCGGCUCCAGGGGCGCCGAGAGCAGCUCCAGCUCGGACCUGCUGGAGGUGAGCACCACCGGGUCGCUGAGGUCGCCCUCCACUCCAGAGGACAACAUCAACGUCGUCGUGCGAGUGCGGCCGCUGAGCAAACGGGAACUCAAAUCGGGCGACAACUCAGUGGUGCAGUUCCCGGGCAACGGACAAGUCGUGCUGAACGCGCUGGAGUGCGCGGCGGCGCUGGGCGGCAGCGUGCGGCCCAAGGUGUUCUCGUACAACGCCGUGUUCGAGCCGGCGGCCACACAGGAGGACGUGCUGCAGUACUCGGGCGUGACGCGCCUCAUCGACAUGGCCGUCGACGGCUACAGCUGCACCUGCUUCUGCUACGGCCAGACCGGCUCCGGCAAGACGCACACCCUCACCGGGCCUCCCGGACUUUUCGACCAGCGGCCCAACCCGUACUCAGAGGACCACGGGCUGGUGUUCCGGUCGUUCGUGCACCUCUUCAAGCUGCUGCAGGAGCGCCGCGACUGUCACUUCGUUCUCAAGGCUUCCUUCCUCGAGAUAUACAACGAAAAGGUGAUUGACCUGCUGAACCCCGGAUCGGCGCGGAAGCCGCUGGCGGUGCGCUGGUCCAAAAAGACGCGCAGUUUCUUCGUGGAGAACCUGUUCAGCGUCGACUGCGAGACCCUCGAUGACCUACUCGCCGUGCUCGAGGAAGGUAUGAGGAACAGGUCUGUGGGCAGGCACAACAUGAACGAGUACUCGAGUCGCAGCCACACCAUCCUGACGGUGCACAUCACGUCAGACCAGCAGGUCGGCAAUGAAGGAGUAUUUUUAACGAAGCAGGGUAAAAUCAACUUCGUGGACCUGGCCGGCAGCGAGAUGACCAAGAAGACACACAGCGAAGGCAAAACGCUCGAGGAGGCCAACAACAUUAACAAAAGUCUCAUGGUGCUCGGGUACUGCAUCGCCUCGCUGAGCGACAGCAGGAAGAAAGCGGGCCACAUCCCGUACCGAGACAGCAAGCUCACCAAGCUGCUCGCGGACAGCCUCGCCGGCAGCGGAGUCACGCUCAUGAUCGCAUGCAUCUCGCCGGCGCGGUCCAACGUGACGGAGACACUCAACACGCUGCGCUACGCCGCCAGGGCCAAGAAGAUCCGCACGCAGCCCAUCGUCGUCAUGGACCCUCGCGAGGCGCUGAUCCUGAGCCUGAAGCGGGAGGUGGCGUCGCUGCAGGAGGAGAACGAGCACCUGCAGCACGCGCUGCACCUGCACGCCGCCGCCGCCGCCGCCUCCGCCGCCGGCUCCACGGCAGCCGCCGCCAGCGGCCAAGGUCGUUCGGUGGACCCGCGGUCGCCGGCGCCGGACGCGUCCGCGCUGGCGGGCAUGGAGCGCGAGGAGCUGGUGGAGCUGGCGAGGCACUACGUGGCCGAGAACGCGGCGCUGCGCAGGGAGAACCUCGAGCUGUUCAGCACGCGCGAGCUGCUGCUGCGCGACCAGGAGGUCGUCUGCCGCGAGAACGAGCGACUACUCAAGAAGCUCGAGGACGUCAACUCGGUCUGCUGCCGUUCGCCAAUCAUCCCCGCGCGGCCGGCCUACUCCGCAGAGAUGCUGGCCGCCUCCAUCAACGGCAACGGCCCAGAGGCAUCAGCGGGCGGUCAGGCCACCGGCUCAGCAGUUUGGUCCAGUCCGACGCCGGAGGCUGCCAAGAACAACCGAAGAUCGGCCAAGCCACCACACAGAUUACCAGAUUCCAUACAGAAAGAACUUGAGCGAAGAAGAAUUGGCACCAGCAGUAUGACGAACAUCGCGGACUCGUUCCGAGAGCGCAGCCACCGGCGGCACAACUCGUGGGAGGAGUCUGGGGGCGGCGGCGGCGGCGGCGCUGGCAGCGCCAUGGCCAGCCCCGGGACGCCGGAGGAGCGGCCGGUGGUCACCACGUCACGCACCAGCGCUCUCAGUGUCUGCAGGUGAAGGAACAUAUGGAGGACAUUACCAGCAAGCAACAGCUCUCUCAGAUUCGAAUGGCCAUUAUAAGUCAGUGAACAUAAUAUAAUGGUGCAGUUUGCUCCACAUACCACCUUUGAACAAUUUAAGAAGACUUUGUUCUUCAGUUGUAUGCUGCAGUUAAUACCUGAUAAGUUGAGAAGCUUCCUUGUAUGGCAUGGUCAAGUUGUUUGUUUAUCAAAGCUGGAUUGUUGCAAGUGUUGUGCAGUGAAGAUCUGAUUGUGCAUCAAAUGAACUCUUCUGUCUGGUGAUAAUUUGCAGCUCCUAUCUAUUGAUGAUCAUCAAACCAUCUUAUCUUAUACAUAUUGUGAAGGAAAACAUUUGUGUAUUUACUAAAAACAUAACCUUAUGAGGUCAAAACUUCUAGAUGUCAAAUGGUCUAUUGCUAUGAGAAUGAUUCAUUGCCAUUGCAUCUUUCUGUCAGUUGUUAUUAUUAAUACUGUUACAAAACUUCCUGCUAGAAUAAAACUGUAAGCUAGACCGAGACCCCAAUUCAGGUCCCAAGUUCGAGUCUCAGUCUAGCACACAUUUUUAAUCUGGCAGGAAGUUUAAUGUCAGUGCACACUCUGCUGCAGAGUGAAAAUUUCAUUCUGGAAUACUGUUACAAUUUUCUUUUAUCUUGGACAUUCAAAUUCAUGCCUCUUUGUAAAAUAUGGCAAGCUAGUGCUAUAGUUAGCCUUCAACUGUGUAGUGCUUCAGUAAAUAAACAAA
Messenger RNA from Schistocerca americana (American grasshopper), 3033 nucleotides. It is a transcript of the gene Klp54D, whose product is annotated as kinesin-like protein KIF12. Bases 1 to 2289 code for a protein of 762 amino acids. The transcript has 19 exons. The record is from RefSeq and is a predicted model, not a curated record. Gene Ontology annotation, molecular function: microtubule binding; microtubule motor activity; ATP binding. Lineage: Eukaryota; Metazoa; Arthropoda; Insecta; Orthoptera; Acrididae. Gene Ontology annotation, biological process: microtubule-based movement.